Molecule: messenger RNA, 4098 nt
Organism: Bombyx mori (domestic silkworm)
Lineage: Eukaryota; Metazoa; Arthropoda; Insecta; Lepidoptera; Bombycidae
Product: nose resistant to fluoxetine protein 6
Exons: 13
Coding region: 488-2746 (752 amino acids)
Molecular function (GO): acyltransferase activity, transferring groups other than amino-acyl groups
Source: RefSeq, a predicted model, not a curated record
AUAAUAAUGUUCAAACUUAUAGUUUCAAUUAAUUAUAGUCGAAUUUCGACUAUGAAGGGCCACUAGUAUACAUAAACUCGGCUGGUGAUUUAAAUUAUUUUAUAUCAUACACACACUUCGCUGUAUAGGAGUAAUGGAGGCGAGUAAGAUGUAGGUAAUGUGGAUGCUAACUUUCAUGUCACUGCUGGUGGUGGAAUGGCACUGGCAGUGUUAGUACGACCACCGACUCCGGCGCAGCGCGCGACCUACUGCCCGGCCACUACACCGUCCAUCGCGUUCAAUAACUGUUUUCGUUCAGAUGUUAACUCUCGGUAGAUUUUGAUAGUAAAUUAAACAAGUGAAGAUCAGCUUUUGAUCAAAGUGGUGUAAUUGUAGUAGUCGUCGGUGAGAAAAUACAUUAUAAUAACAGAUAUUAACUGCGGAAUGGUGUACUAGUGGAUUUUUCGGCGUACUAACGACGACUUAAGUGUAGUGUUUAUCAUUCAAAAUGUGUUCAAAUAAACAUAGAACUAUGUUUACUGCUAUGGUUAUUAUGCUAGUCAGUGCUGUGAGUGCAAACGUGAAUACGACUAAUGAAAUCACCGGACAAUCACGGAUGGCUUGGAUUAAGAGUCUUUUCGACCACCACUCCUGGUCUGAAAUUCUCAACGGCAACAUUACCCUGCCAACAGCCUGCGAGAAAGACCUUCAAACUUAUCUCACUGCUUUACAAGACGGACAACUUUGGGCCUCCAAAAUAUUCGACGCGUCAGGCCAGUACGGACCGAAUCUACUAUUCGGGAACGAGUAUUGGCUGGGGUCGUUGAACGCUUGCACCGAGCUCAACAAGAAACAGUACUAUGAGCAAACUCCUCCAUUCGCAACCACAUUUUACGUUGCGAAAAUCAACGUCACCGUCGACAACUUUCAUCUGCCGCAGAGCAGGUCGAUGCUGCUAGGAGAAUGUGUGCCAGCAUCUUGCAGUGGUGAUGCCUUGGGCGUCUUACUGCAAGCGUCGGAACAGGCUACUGUGGCGAAAGCUUCAGCUUUGGGAGUCUCAGCCAGUCUCGUUACGCUAGUAGUCAGACCGGUGCCGGGCGGAUAUGACGUAUACUCCGACAUCAAGUUCCAAAUACUAGGAUCGGUGACUUUGGCAGUCUGUGUACUGAUGUUGGUGGCUUCAUUCUACGAGGGGUACUUGGAGAGAAGAUAUCGGAUGAUCAAAGCUACUAAGGAUCUAGAACUGGCGCAAGAUAAUCAUAAGCCUGGCAAUAACGGCGUGCAAAGCAGUGAGAAAACUCGUAACAAUGGAGACAAAGACCUUCGCAGGGAAACAUGUGGUGUAUGUUCGGAGGUAUUGUUAUCCUUCUCGAUAUUAUCGAACGGUCGUACGAUCCUCAGCACGGACACCCCUAGCGACGGCGCUCUCACGUGUCUUCAUGGAAUGAGGUUCAUGUCGGUGUUAUGGGUGAUAAUGGUUCACACUUACCUGACAAUAUUCUAUGUGGCUGACAACAAGGCGAUGCGUGUAAUCACAGAACGCAGUUUCUGGUAUCAGUCCGUUGGGAACGCCUCUUAUUGCGUCGACACCUUCUUCGUUAUCAGUGGGAUACUUGUCACGAUUCUGUUUUUGCGGACAGAAGAGAAAAAGUCCAAGCCGAAAGUCGUAGAAGAUAAACAGGACAUCAACAAAAACAUGAACGGGUUCACCAGCCCCGCGCUCUCCAUUUCAGUGAUCAGCCAAGACACAUUCAUAACUGAAUCAAAGACUCAAUCGUACACCAAAGAGGAAAUAUUUAAGAUGAUAAAAUCCUUUAUGAUUUUAUUAUCGUAUCGCGUGGUUAGACUCACACCAGCUUACGCCUUCGUGAUCGGCGUUAAUGAAAUCGCUUUAAGGUACACCCACGAUCACACAGUGUUCGAGCCGGCGAUCUUCGACCAUAUCACCUGCGACAACUGGUGGUGGAGGAACCUAUUGUACAUCAACAAUUUGUAUCCACAACGAGAGAUGUGCAUGGUCUGGUCGUGGUACAUGGCCAAUGACACACAGUUCUAUGUCGUCGGGAUCAUAUUGCUGCUCAUUUCUGUUAAACAUCCGAAAAUCGCGUUCGGGUCAUUAGGCGUGAUCAUGUUGAGUUCUUGGGCGACGACCAUCUAUAUAUCUGUUUGGCUACAGUACAAAGCGAGGAUACAGGAGCCCUUUGAAAUGUUCGACCCUUUAUACGAUAAGCCCUGGUCAAGGAUCGGACCGUAUUUAGUCGGUAUGAUAGUGGGCUGGUACCUGCACAAGACUAGAUGUCAGAAGCGGAUCCCUUACUGGCUGGUGGCGUUGGGCUGGCCGAGCGCCCUCGCCAUCAUCGCCUGUCUCAUCUUCAGCAUGGUCGACGGAUACUUCGACGUGUGGCCCACUGCCUUCUACAUCAGCAUUGGACAUACCGCUUGGGGCGUAGCUAUAGCGUGGGUGGCUGUCUCAUGCUGCAGCGGAUAUGGUGGUCUAGUGAACUCGGCACUGUCGUACCGCGGACUACUGCCGCUGAGUCGGCUCACGUACUGCGCAUACCUCGUGCAUCCAACCAUUAUGAUGUACACAUCCUUCUUACUCGACGGACCAUUUCACAUGGAAAACUCUACCGUUCUGGCGGUUUAUGCGGGGUAUGCGGUAAUGGCCUUCUUAGCGUCGCUAGCUAUUUCAAUCGCGUUCGAGGCGCCGGCCGUCAGACUACUCAAGAUCCUCAGCGGCGAGACAAGGAGAAUGAAGAACCACUGAAAACACCUCCGACAUACAUAUACUAUAAGGCUAUGUUAUAUUACAACGUUUAAUCUGUAACUUAGUUAACUAGCAACCGCAUAAAUUCGUGUAAAUAUUUUGACUGAGUUUCUCGCCGGAUCUUCUCAGUGGGUCGCGUUUCCGAUCCGGUGGUAGAUUCUGUGAAGUGCUUCUCUUCACAGCUAGCAAGAGCAGUGCUGCUCUUCGCCGAUGACACGGCCAUCUACUACUCGUGUAGGAAGAAGGCGUUGCUUCAUCGGCGACUUCAGACCGCAGCCACCACCAUGGGAGAGCAGUGCUGCUCUUGCUAGGAUCAGUGUUAGCAUCACUCCGGUUUGAGCCCCGUGAGCUCACCUACUAGUUAAGGUUAUGCUGAAAUAGCCUCUCAAGGCUAUCAGCUUAGGUAGGAAAAAAAAAGUGUAGUGACGACAUAGAUAUUUUUAUGUAUGUACUUCAUUGCGUACCGUUGUAAUUUUGAAAGCUGAACUUAUUGCACGUUUCAUUCCUGAUGAUCAUUACUUUUAAAGUUUACUUAAUAUUAUAUUCAGAACCCGUGCCUCUUGUAGUUUCACACGACACUCAAAACUCCUCAUAAGUCACCGUAUGAGCUCACGUCCUGUCAAAUAGUUUCGGAUUCGAAAUCGCUGUUUGGAAGUAGUUUCUGGAAAGGUUUUACCGAGCGCUAGACUGAAAGCGUAUUGUCUGUCGGCUUAUAGAAUAAGACGACGUAUGUAUUGAUUUUUUUGUGCAAUAAUAAUCUUGUAUAAUUUACGAACGUAUAUGUAUGAAACAUUAACUAAUACAAUCGAAUCUAUUUGAUUUUGUAUUAUCGAGCCCAGCUUACAAGUGUGCAUGGUGCUUGAGAAACAACUCCCCUCCGUGGGUCGCAGACCUCAUUGACCCAGUUAUUCUCGUACACAACUACCAACCGCACUUUUUAAUCAUAUAUUCAACUGAGUUGCUACUUUUAUGUUCGUGAAAACAUGUGAACCAUAUAACUUAACUCAGUCAUUAAAAUGUACGUUGUGUUGCUAUUAAAACCCUUACGCGAGUUUUAGAGUUUUAAAAUUAAUGAAUUUUGACGAAUAUGUAAUAAAUAAAUAAAUAAAUACUCUCAAUCGUUCACCUUAUUUUUACUUUCAAUGAUUAUCUUAAUUUGUAUUAGUAAACAAUACUCAUAAUUAUUAGUGUCCUGUGAAAAAUAUUUAGGUAAUCUUGUGUUUUGAAAGGUUUGUGAACAAUAGUACCUACUUUUAAAAUAUAGUUACCUCAUAUCUGUAUUGUGAAUGACAUUCAUCACAAAUAUUCUACUUAAGAUAAAUGUAAAAAAUAAACAAAGAAGACAAAGAAAA